This is a messenger RNA of Caenorhabditis remanei, 621 nucleotides long. RefSeq lists its product as uncharacterized. Lineage: Eukaryota; Metazoa; Nematoda; Chromadorea; Rhabditida; Rhabditidae. The record is from RefSeq and is a predicted model, not a curated record. The coding region runs from base 1 to 621 and encodes 206 amino acids. The transcript has a single exon.
AUGUUGAGAGAUAACAGCAGUAAAUAUGAUAUGCUUUUCUUCCAUUCCUACACUAUUCUCGAUGCAUUGGAACUGUCGAAAAAUGAUUCAAAUCAGAUUUAUGUGGUCAUGCUCUAUAUAGAUAGACUUUUGGAGGAGAAAGUUGAAGGGUUUGAUCUACAUCUUGAGACACUGCGAGACCUCAAAGAGAAUGAAUCAUUCUUCCGGAAUAUGGUAUUGCUGGGUGACUCGUAUUAUAAGACGAACGCAUCGGAAUACGAGGAAAUCAAAAGAAAGUAUUCUGGUGCUAGAUCUGGUGCACUUUUCAAUUAUUUCGACUUACUUGGAACCUUUUAUCAGAAUAGAUUCUCGUCGACUUGUGAAAUAAUUGAACGCGGCAUUUCGCAGAUCAAAAAGUUCAGUGACAACGAGUUUAAUGCUCUGUUGAAGUUUGUGAAAUUGGCAAUGAAUAUCGACAGGAAUGAACAGUAUGUUGUUGCUACAUCACUAGGCAAGUCGAUGACAGAUGAAGAAUGUUCGGAACUAUGGAAUCACUGGAAUCUGGAGGGAAAAAAGAAGGAAAUGGUAGAAGUUGUUAAGGCGAUGCAUGACAACUUUAAUUUGAACUCAUGUGGAAUUUGA